AUGCGUCUCAUCUACCUUUUGGCCCCUGUUGCCACGAUCUGCACCUUCGGUGCUGCAAUCCCUCUUGCCAGCAGCCAAGGAAAAUCACCAACCCCGACACCCACACCAACCAAAGCCUUAGCCUCUGCUUCCACGCCGCGCACGAACCCUGCCAUGCCAUCUCAAAGUAUGGUCGGGGCGUACCAGUGCCCCCAAAACCAAUUCAAGAGGUGCUGCCAGUCGCUACAAGAAACAUCGAAGGAGAUCAUGAAGGGUUUGGGAGACCUUGUUCCAAUUGUGGGAGGCAUUCAGAUUAGUUCAAAGAUUUCUUUUCAAUGCGAUGCGAUGUCAGACGCAACAGCGCCGGAUGACUGCCAGGGCCAUGGCUUUAUCCCCAUGUGCUGCUCAAAUGACACAAGUAAUGGCGUCGGUUCGUGCAAGCCGUUCGAGAUAGCUAAGGAAGAUUACUACCGCUCGUUCGGGUAUAACGAGCAAGAAGAGAGCCCUGUUGACACGAUCAAUGAUGUUAUGUAUUGA
Penicillium chermesinum is the source of this 516-nucleotide messenger RNA. RefSeq lists its product as uncharacterized. The transcript has 3 exons. Bases 1 to 516 code for a protein of 171 amino acids. Lineage: Eukaryota; Fungi; Ascomycota; Eurotiomycetes; Eurotiales; Aspergillaceae. The record is from RefSeq and is a predicted model, not a curated record.